UGCCCAAGGACCCAGAGACCCAGAACCAGAGACCAAAGACCAAAGACCCAGAGUCCAGAACCCAGAGACCCAGAGACCCAGAAACCAAAGACUCAGAGCGCCAAAGACCCAGACAACCCAGAGUCCAGAGCGACGAUGGGGGUCCAGGGACUGUGCACUCUGUUGGAGAAUCACCAGGACGUCUACCGGGACGUCCGGUUCAGGCGGAACCGGCUCGUGAUUGACGGCUGCAACCUCCUCCACCUGCUCUACUUCGACUCAGGUCUGGACCAGAAUCACGGCGGCGAGUUUGCUGCAUUCGAGGCGCUGAUUGAGAAGUUCGUCAAAGCCCUCAGCGACUGCCGGAUCACGCCGUACGUGGUGCUGGACGGAGGCUCGGACUACACGGACAAGAAGCUGGAAACUGUGACUGAAAGAGCCACAGAUCGCGUCAAUAGAGCCCAUAAAGCGGCCGUGGAGGGCAGUCACCAGGGCAUCCUGCCACAGCUGGCCAAUAUAGUCUUCAUACAGACUCUGGCGCGGCUGGAGGUCCAGGUGGCCAAGUGCUACGGAGAAGCUGACCAGGAGAUCGCGGCCCUGGCCAGCGAGUGGCGGUGCCCGGUGCUGUCUGUAGACAGCGACUUCUUCAUCUUCGACCUGCCGGGGCCGGUGGGGCUGCUGCCCAUAUCCCACUUCCAGUGGGAGGCGGUACAAGGGACCGGCUCGCAGCGCUACAUCCCCUGCAAGGGCUACACCACAUCCAGCUUCUGCAUCGUCUUCCAGAUCCAGCCCCGGGUCCUGCCCGCCUUCGCCGCUCUGGCAGGGAACGACUACGUGAAGCUGCAGAGGAGCGAGUCGCCCAUCAAGUGGGCUCAGUUCGCCGGUCCAGACGCCUACUGGAAGACAAGGCGCCUGGAGGGGCUGCUCCGCUGGCUGAGGUCCUUCAGCGAGCCGCGGGAUGCCUUCGGGGCGGCGCUGGGGCUGAUGGGAGGACUGAGCGAGGACAAAAAGAAGCACCUGCUGCAAGAUCUGCAUUGGGGCAUGGAGGAGUACAAACUCCCUCCCAGCUCCCUGAAGAAGUUCUUCAUCCAUGGGGUGGUGCCUCCGUUCCCAGCUGUGGAAGAGGUGGCGGGUCGUGUCCCAGACUGGGUCCGGCUGCCGCUGACCCAGGCCCGGCUGACGUCAGACAUCCUGGACGUCCUGCUGCUGCGCAGGAACUCGCUCAACAACCCCGUGGAGCACGGGGACAUGCCCAGCUGUCACCUGAUGUCCCGGCCGCUGCGCCAGCUGAUGUACGGGCUGCUGCUCGACGAGGGCGAGGAGGUGACGGAGCGAGACAGAGACGGACUGCAGGUCAUUUUCAGCCCAGUCAAAGCUGUCGUCCCAGGCAACGGACAGCAGCUGACACUCAACUCGCUGGAUCAGGCGGAUCCCUCUCUGCGUCUGCAGGUGUUACUGGAGGCUCUGGGCAUGACCGAGGCCUCUUUGAGCGUCCUGCCGCCUCAGCUGCGCCUCCCGGUGGCCGCCACCUACUACUGGCGAAACGCUCAACCUAGGGCGGACGGGAAGCUGCUGAAGGCGCUGCUGCUGGGCCUGAGCAAUGGGGACACACUGAGUCAGAGAGCAGCUCUGCAGCUUCCAAACCAGCAAGGUGGACAAAACCUGGAUGUGCGCCUAGUUCACGCCAUCAACCAAUGGAAGAGCUGCCUGAAGGUCAGCAUCCAGCUGAACCAGCUGCUGGGCAACCCCUUACCUGAACCCCCGAUCGCCAGGUUGUUUCAGGGGACGCUGAUCCACCAGCUGGUCCACAGGAUGAGGUCAGGAGAAAAAACAAAGCUCUUUCGGAAGAAGGAGCGCUCCUGUGCGAGACUGUACCAAACCAUGAUGACCCUCGUCCACCAGGUCCACACUCAGAAGGCGCCUGCAGCACUAGAGAGACAUCAGCGAGCGGCGGCAGCGUCUCCGGCUCCGUGGCGGCGGCCUCUGGACGACCUGACCCCCAACCUGACCCUUAACCUGACGCAGCUCUUCCUCCUGUACGGGGACGACGACGAGGAGGCGGUGACCGAAGCGUGCAGCUCGGUCAAAGUGCAGGAGGAUCUGCAUCUAACCGAACUGGUGUCGGUGAAAACUCGCUACAGAGCCAAGGAGAGAAACAACCGGUGCAGGAACCCAGAACUGGCCCGCAAAGAGGAGUGCCGGGGCUGGGACCUGCUCUGAACUCCUCCCAGUCUGACUUAUGGACUCUCUGAGCUAUCACAAGUCACUUUUAUUUCUCACAAAGCGACAUGCGCUGAUUUUAAAGUGCCGUUCGCUCAUUUUUAGCCACUUGGUCAGUGAAGAAAUCUGACAUCUGAGCUCCUUUUAACGCUUUUAUGAAGGUAUGAAUAAUAAGGAUGUUACAAUGAACGCAAUAACGAGCUAACUACAAAUUACUGUUAACAACAAUAAUCUUUUUGACGUGUGAUUAGCGCACCAUCGCACUAUGAUUUGGGCCUCAGGCCACUUAGUAGUUUGUGAAAUAAGGAACCGAUGUGAGUCG
This is a messenger RNA of Etheostoma cragini (Arkansas darter), 2521 nucleotides long. Its product is annotated as protein asteroid homolog 1-like. Lineage: Eukaryota; Metazoa; Chordata; Actinopteri; Perciformes; Percidae. Gene Ontology annotation, molecular function: nuclease activity. The coding region runs from base 136 to 2199 and encodes 687 amino acids. The record is from RefSeq and is a predicted model, not a curated record. The transcript has 6 exons.